This is a messenger RNA of Sander lucioperca (pikeperch), 4154 nucleotides long. Its product is annotated as protein NLRC3-like. The record is from RefSeq and is a predicted model, not a curated record. Bases 16 to 3390 code for a protein of 1124 amino acids. Gene Ontology annotation, molecular function: protein binding. The transcript is spliced from 12 exons. Lineage: Eukaryota; Metazoa; Chordata; Actinopteri; Perciformes; Percidae.
ACUUCAGAUCAGAAGAUGAGUGAUGUGGAGGAAGAGGAGGACGGAGCAGAGUCUCUAGUAUCUGGCUGUCAGUCUAUGAAGAGUGACCGGUCAAUAGAACAUCCUCCCCUCUUCAGUAAUGAACCUGGACCCUCAGACACAAAACUGACUUCAGAUCAGAAGAUGAGUGAUGUGGAGGAAGAGGAGGAUGGAGCAGAGUCUCUAGUAUCCGGCUGUCUGUCUAUGAAGAGUGACUUUUCCAAAGACGAACCUCCGUUCUUCAGUAAUGAACCUGGACCCUCAGACACAAAACUGACUUCAGAUCAGAAGAUGAGUGAUGUGGAGGAAGAGGAGGAUGGAGCAGAGUCUCUAGUAUCCGGCUGUCUGUCUAUGAAGAGUGACUUUUCCAAAGACGAACCUCCGUUCUUCAGUAAUGAACCUGGACCCUCAGACACAAAACUGACUUCAGAUCAGAAGAUGAGUAAUGUGGAGGAAGAGGAGGACGGAGCAGAGUCUGUAGUAUCCGGCUGUCUGUCCAUGAAGUCCAAAGAACCUCCUCUACUCUUCAGUAAUGAACCUGGAUCCUCAGACACAAAAAAGAGGAGAGAGAAGAUGAGUGAUGUCUCUGAUGAGGAGCAGCUGUCCAGAUCCAGAACCAGAGCUGGGCUGCAGUCAGCCGGUCAGACCUACACUGUACAAAUGAGUGGUGGUCAGCGUGAAUAUAAGAACCGUCUGAAGACGACAUGUGAAUGUGUGACUGAAGGAAGUGAUACAAGAGGUGAAACUCCCCUCAACAGGAUCUACAUUGCGCUCUACAUCACAGAUGGAUGGAGUGAAGAUGUUAACACCCAACAUGAGGUUUGGCAGCUUGAGACAGCUUCCAAGAUGGAGACCCUCCAUAAAACGGCAAUCGAGUGCAGCGACAUCUUUGAAGCCUUACCUGGCCAACAGAAACACAUCAGAGUCGUUCUGAUGCUCGGCGUUGCUGGCGUCGGAAAAACCUUCCUAGUGCAGAAGUUCUCUCUGGACUGGGCCGAGGGUUUGGAAAACCAAGAUAUCAGUCUGGUGAUCCCUCUUUCGUUCAGGGAGCUGAACUUGAUCAAAGAUGAGCAGUACAGUCUUCUGGAGCUGCUCCGUGUUUUCCAUCCAGCGUUACAGGAGGUCACAGCAGAGCAGCUCGCUGGCUCUAAAGUUCUCUUCAUCUUUGACGGCCUGGAUGAAAGCAGACUUUCACUGGAUUUCAACAACAACGAGGUUGUUUCUGAUGUCACACAGAAGUCAUCGAUCAACGUGCUGUUGACAAACCUCAUCGAGGGGAAGCUGCUUCCCUCGGCUCUCUUCUGGAUAACUUCCCGACCUGCGGCAGCCAAUCAGAUCCCUCCUGCGUGUGUGGACAGGGUAACAGAAGUACGAGGCUUCACUGACGCCCAGAAGGAGGAGUACUUCAGGAAGAGAGUCAGUGAUGAAGAGCUGUCCAGCAGAAUCAUCUCCCACAUCAAGACAUCCAGGAGCCUCCACAUCAUGUGUCUGAUCCCAGUCUUCUGCUGGAUCACUGCUACAGUUCUGGUCCACAUGUUGACUACAGACCAGAGAGGAGAGCUGCCCAAGACCCUGACUGACAUGUACGCACACUUCCUGCUGGUUCAGACAAAGAGGAAGAAACAGAAGUAUGAUGAGGGACACGAGACGAGUCCACAGGAGCUGAUGGAGGCUGACAGGGAAGUUCUUCUGAAGCUGGGGAGGCUGGCGUUUGAACAGCUGAAGAAAGGAAACAUCAUGUUCUACCAAGAAGAUCUGGAGCGCUGUGGUCUGGAUGUCACAGAGGCCUCUGUGUACUCAGGAAUUUGUACAGAGAUCUUAAAAAGGGAGAGUGUGAUCUUCCAGAAAACAGUCUACUGCUUCGUUCAUCUGAGUGUUCAAGAGUUUCUGGCUACAGUCUAUUUCUACCACUGUUACACCAACAGGAACACAGAGGUACUGAAGGACUUCCUGGAGAAAGACCAGAACAGUGACUCAUUUCAGUAUCUAUACCUGACUGAGGAGGAUCUUGUUCAUGACAUUGACUCAUCUUUGGAUGUCUUCCUGAAGAGAGCCAUGGAGACAUCCCUUGAAAGUAAGAAUGGCCACCUGGACCUGUUUGUCCGCUUCCUUCAUGGCCUCUCUCUGGAGUCCAACCAGAGACUCUUAGGAGGCCUGCUGGGUCAGACAGACAACAGUCCAGAAGUCAUCCAGACAGCCAUCAACAACCUGAAGGAAAUGAGCAGUUAUUAUAGCUCUCCUGACAGAAGCAUCAACAUCUUCCACUGUCUGACAGAGAUGAAUGACAGCUCAGUCCAUCAGGAGAUCCAAGAGUUCCUGAAGUCAGAGAACAGAUCAGAGAAGAAACUCUCUGAUAUCCACUGCUCAGCUCUAGCCUACAUGCUGCAGAUGUCAGAGGAAGUUCUGGAUGAGUUGGACCUGAGGAAGUACAACACAUCAGCGGAGGGACGACUGAGACUGAUUCCAGCUGUGAGGAACUGCAGAAAGGCUCGACUUUCUGACUGUGUACUCUCUGAGAAUCACUGUGAAGUUGUGGCCUCAGCUCUGAAGUCCAACCCCUCCCAUCUGAGAGAGCUAGACCUGAGUUUUAACAGGUACAUGAAAGAUUCAGGAGUGGAGCGGCUACAGGCUGGAUUGAAGAGUCCACACUGUAUACUGGAGAUUCUGAGAUUGACUAACUGCGAGCUGUCCGAUAUCAGCUUUGCGUAUGUAGCCUCAGCCCUGAAGUCCAACCCCUCCCAUUUGAGAGCGCUGGAGCUGACAGGAAACAGGCUGCAUGAUUCAGGAGUAAAGCAGCUAUGUCAUUUUCUGGAGAGUCCACCCUGUAGACUGGAGACUCUAAGAUUGUGGAGCUGCAGUGUGUCAGAGAUUGGCUGCGCUUCUCUGGUCUCAGCUCUGAAGUCCAACCCUUCCCAUCUGAGAGAGCUGGAGCUGAGUAACAACAAGCUGCAGGAUUCAGGAGUGAAGCUGCUGUCUCAUCUUCUGGAGAAUCCAGACUGUAGACUGGAAGCUCUGAGAUUGAGGGGCUGCGGUUUGUCAGAUAUCAGCUGUGCUUAUCUGGUCUCAGCUCUGAACUCCAACCCCUCCCAUCUGAGAGAGCUGGAGCUGGGCUACAACAAGCUGCAGGAUUCAGGAGUGAAGCAACUGUGUGGUUUUCUGGAGGGUCCAUCCUGUAGACUGGAAUGUCUGAGAUUGUGGGAGUGCAGUUUGUCAGAGAUCAGCUGUGCUUCUCUGGCCUCAGCUCUCAAGUUCAACCCCUCCCAUCUGAGGGAGCUGGACCUGGGCGACAACAAGUUGAAGGAUUCAGAAGUGAAGCUGCUGUCUGAUCUAAAGGAGAGUCCACACUAUAGACUGGAGACUCUGGAGAAAUAAAGAUGGAUUACAGCGGACAGCAUCACAACAUACAGAUACAUCAAACUAUCCAACCAUCAAAUCUGAUCUCAAAGUGUUUGUUCUCUCAUUUCAAUACUAAACAACUGAUCAGUUCAUCUUUGUCACAGCUCCGACAUCAGUCUGACUGAAGCCUGCAAAUCAUUGGCUCUAAUUUAAUAGAAACAGUGUUACAUUUAGUAACCAUGUGGUCUUUAUAUAGACCAGAACCUCUGCUGAAGUCCAGUAAACACAGUGGAGGUUUUACUGUUCAGUCUUUGUAAUGUCAGACCUUUAAUAUAAUAUGUACAUCUGUCCUUAUGCCAUUUGUUUUGUCCAAAUAUUUUCCUAACAGACUCUAUAUUUACUUAUUUUUCAUGUAAUAUUUAAAAGUACAAUAAAUAUUGAGAUGUUUUUUACAGCUUUGAACCCAACAGCAGUAAAUUUAUUAUUAAAGUGAGCAGUGAAUGUCUCUCUGUUUCUGCAGAAAUUAUGUGUUCAGGACUCUCAGCAGUGCAUUUCCACUGUGUACUUAAGUGAAAUCUGCAGAGCCAACAGACUUGAUGCCCAAAGUCUCUGUAGGUCUGUGAGCUUCACUUCAACAUGUUAACAUGAGAGCUGAAAGGAAGCAGGCUACACUACACAGCCGCUCCACUUGUGGUCUGAACAAGUCCUUACUGGUCUUUAUACUGGAUGUGCUGCAUCACUGACAGACAGCUGAUGAACGGAGUCUCUGUUAACACAAAUUUAUCACUUCUGUUGUCUUC